GCCCCGCCCCCUCUGGUCGCCUGGCAACGGGAGGCGCUGACGGCGGGAUCGGGAUCGGGAUCAGGAUCUGGACCGGGAUCGGGAUCCGGACCGGGACCGGGAUCGGGAUCGGGAUCGGGAUUGGAACUGAAGAGAAAAUCCAAGAAGGGUGAUUAUGUGACAGCAGCAGCACAGGAACCUCCAUUUUCUUCCAGAGUCUCACCUUGUGUAGGAGCUGCUGUGUCCUUUCUAGACCUCAAGCCAUCCAGGCCACUGGUGUUUAACUGAAUCCAUGGCAUCAGGGGAUCCACCUGCAUUCCAAGUAUCCUCAUGAAGCAAAGAACCGUGGUGAAGGCAUGGCAACUCCAAGGAAGGCAGGAAUCCCAUUAGGUGUCAUGAAGGUGUUGGAUCCACGCCAGCUAAAACCUGAUAGCAUGGAGACAGAAAGAAUCCUAACUGUCUUGGAUGAGACCAUUGUCAAGCUGGAGAUCACCAGGUUGAUCCCGCAGAUUACUGGCUCUCUGGAGAGGUAUGCUAGGAUGCUGGGACCUGAGAUCACAAGCACCCUUUUGGAGCAUCAGAAGCUUUCAAUGGAAAUACAGCACCUGCUCACUAGCCCUGGAGAUGAGAAGAGCAUGAGAGCUUUGGAGCAAUGCCUGAAAUGUUCCCUGAGAAACAUCCUGAGGCUCUUCCUGGCCAACCCCUUGCUUUACCAUGGGCUGAAAUACGAAGUUCGGGUGAGACAGUCACCAGCUGAUGUGUUUGUCAAAGCCUUUAUGGAGUUCCGGGAUUUCACACUCGAGAGGCUCCUGACCACUCCUGAUGAAGAGAAGGAAAAGAUUCAAUUAAUGAAAGACAUUUCCCUCCAGGUUGAGAAAAACACAGAAACGAUCUCAGCUCUACAGGGAGAGCUGGCAGGAGUCAUCCAGACUCGAGAUGAGGAGGUUAGCAGGAAGGACAAAACAAUUGAAAACCUCAAAACCAACAUGGAAGAUCUGGCCAAGAACUGCAAGGCUGACAUCCGGCUGAUCAUGAAGGAAGGGGAAAAGCAGAAAAAAGAAGAUGAGGAAGCCUCCCAGGACAGAUGUGCCAGGCUGAAGCAGGACAUUCAGCACCUGGGAACACAGUUCAAUGCACUGGUGCUGGAGCAUCGAGCCUCAGAGCUGGUUCUCAGGAAGGAAAAGUGCAAAGCAGAGAAGGAAAUUCAGAAGUGGGUCCAGAAAUACGACACAGACAUGACAGAAAAACAGGUGUUGGUUUUAAGUGCUUUGCUCUCCCAUAAGACCACAUAUGAGGAGGUCCAGGCUGUCUACAAUGAGGAGAAGGAACAGUUGUCCCUGCUGAUGGAGAAACACGCAAUGCUGCUCCAGGAGUACACCCAGAUUGAGGAGGAGCGCAGGAUGCUCAAGGAGAAGGAGGAGGAAGCUGCACGGGAAGAGGCCAGGAGGAACGAUGCUGCCACCUGCAUCCAGGCCUUCUGGAAAGGCUACUUGGUGCGGUCCAUCUACAAGUCAAAACUGAAGAAGGGAAAGGGCAAGGGCAAGGGCAAGAAAUAAAGACCCAAAUCCCUUUUCU
Vidua macroura (Pin-tailed whydah) is the source of this 1554-nucleotide messenger RNA. RefSeq names its product IQ motif containing D (gene DRC10). NCBI's taxonomy places the organism in Eukaryota, Metazoa, Chordata, Aves, Passeriformes, Viduidae. The transcript has 5 exons. The coding region runs from base 336 to 1535 and encodes 399 amino acids. Gene Ontology annotation, molecular function: protein binding. The record is from RefSeq and is a predicted model, not a curated record.